Messenger RNA from Pyrenophora tritici-repentis Pt-1C-BFP, 1516 nucleotides. The record is from RefSeq and is a predicted model, not a curated record. Lineage: Eukaryota; Fungi; Ascomycota; Dothideomycetes; Pleosporales; Pleosporaceae.
GGGGUGGCAGCAAACGCAAUGGAUGCGCCUUCCUCGUCAGUUGGCGACUAUACGCCGUCUCUCUCGACAACUCCCAUGAGCAUUAGUCAAUCUUCUUUCCAGCUCAACGCUAUGCGAGCACGUAUUGCGGAGCUGGAGGAUAAGCUUUCUCGAGCUACUAGUACUACUAGCUCAGUGUAUACACCAUCAGCUUCAACUCCAGCGUCGACACAUGCUGUGCACACUGUUAGCAGCUUUGCAUGUACUGUGGAUGUACUCCAGGAUACGCAAAUACCUGGGGGUGCAGAUAUCUCUAGGGGUAUUGCGCAUAAGAACCGGGUGUUUGGACAGAGUCACUGGAUGAAUGGUUUCGUCAUGUUUCGCGAUGUCAUCGAAAUGAUGGAACCACAUCUCCAAGGCGGAUCGUCUAACCUGGUGGCCAGCAUACAGCGUGCCAAAGUUCUAGCCCGCGUUAUCAAAUCGCAGCGCUCUCCAAGCUGGCCUACCGUGCCGACACGCAAUCUCCCGCCAAAGCAUGUGUGUGAUCAGCUUGUUGCUGGCUACCUCCGUACCAUGGAGACGGUGUACCGUGUUAUCCACGUGCCGAGUUUCAUGCCCAACUACGAGAGCGUGUGGGCAUUCGACGCAGAGCCUAGCAUGGCUUUUAUGAUGAUGUUGAAGUUGGUACUGGCAAUUGGUGCUACGGUACAUGACGAGAACAUGUCGAUGCGCACCGAGGCGACACGUUGGGUAUAUGAAGCGCAAUCUUGGGUGUCGUCGCCUACGUUCAAGUCGCAGCUCCUCGGCAUCCAGUAUCUACAGAUCAGCAUCCUCUUACUGCUCGCGCGUGAGCUGGUUGACGUGGGGUCUGAGCUUGUAUGGAUCUCUAUUGGUGCAGUGCAUCGGUCGGCAGUGUAUAUUGGUUUACACAAGGAUCCGUCGUGUCUUCCACAUAUGAAGGUCAUGGAAGCAGAGAUGCGCCGGAGGAUCUGGAAUACUAUCAUUGAGUUGUCGUUGCAGAUGAGUAUGCAGGCGGGCGGACCGCCGUUUAUCGGUCUUGACGAUUUCAAUACUGCGCCGCCGGGCAACUACGAUGACGAUCAACUAGUGAACGCGGACCCUAUGGUCAAACCAGACGGUGUAUACACGCAGACAUCCGUGGCGAUUGCUCUUAGGAAGACGCUUCCAAGUCGCCUGGCGGUCUUGAAAUUCCUCAACGAUCUCGCCUCGACCGGGACGUAUGAGGCGACGCUUCAAAUCGAUGCCGAGUUGAGAUCAGCACACAAGACGUUGCGUCGUACGAUGCAAGGAUACAGUAGCGAUAAAUCGCCUUCCUUGUUCACAGUUGAGGCAGUCGAAUACAUCAUGCAGCGCUACAUCACCUCUCUACAUGUUCCAUUCUUCGCUGCGGCGUUGAACAAUCCUCUUUACGCUUUUUCGCGAAAAGCGACCGUCGCAUCGUCGCUGAAGAUCUGGGGUCUUGCGGUUCCGGUCUCAAAAGGUAGCCCUUAUCCGGAAGAGGAGACUGAUCUCGCUC